Cygnus olor (mute swan) is the source of this 1744-nucleotide messenger RNA. It is a transcript of the gene MCCC2, whose product is annotated as methylcrotonyl-CoA carboxylase subunit 2. NCBI's taxonomy places the organism in Eukaryota, Metazoa, Chordata, Aves, Anseriformes, Anatidae. Gene Ontology annotation, molecular function: methylcrotonoyl-CoA carboxylase activity. Gene Ontology annotation, biological process: L-leucine catabolic process. The coding region runs from base 17 to 1726 and encodes 569 amino acids. The transcript has 16 exons. Gene Ontology annotation, cellular component: mitochondrion; methylcrotonoyl-CoA carboxylase complex. The record is from RefSeq and is a predicted model, not a curated record.
GGCGGCUGCUGCGCCCAUGGCGGCUGCUGCGUCGCGCCGCCGCCCGCCCUGCCCGCGCGUACCGCGGCGACGCGGUGGCAGCCGUGGGCUCGCGGCCCGACGCGGGCUCCGCGCUCUACCAGGUAGGCCGGGCCCCCGCCGCCGGGCCGCAGGCCGCACGCCGGGACCGGGACUGAGCCGCCGCCCGCUGUCCCCGCUCGGUCGCCCCGUGUCACGCGUGGGCCUGCAGGUGGCGGCCCCGGUGUCGGGGAAGCGCCCUGCCCGCCGCCCUCCGCCGGAAAACUAUGAACGAAUGAAAGCACUGGUAAAGGAACUCCAAGAACAAGCAGAAAAAAUCAGAUUAGGGGGCGGAGAAAAAGCUCGUAAGCUUCACACAUCAAGAGGAAAGCUGUUACCCAGAGAGAGAAUUGACAGGCUUAUUGAUCCAGGGUCUCCGUUCUUGGAGUUCUCCCAGUUUGCAGGCUACCAGUUGUAUGGUAACGAAGAGGUACCAGCAGGAGGAAUUAUCACAGGCAUUGGGCGAAUAUCUGGGGUGGAAUGCUUGAUUGUUGCCAAUGAUGCAACUGUCAAAGGUGGUACUUAUUAUCCCAUCACUGUUAAGAAACACUUACGUGCUCAAGAAAUUGCAAUGCAAAAUCAUCUCCCUUGCAUAUAUUUGGUUGAUUCUGGAGGAGCAAAUUUGCCUCGGCAAGCAGAAGUAUUUCCAGAUCGAGAUCAUUUUGGUCGUAUUUUCUAUAAUCAAGCAGUCAUGUCUUCACAAGGAAUUCCUCAGAUAGCAGUAGUAAUGGGAUCCUGUACAGCAGGAGGAGCAUACGUACCGGCAAUGGCUGAUGAAAGCAUUAUUGUCAGCAAACAGGGAACAAUAUUCUUGGGAGGGCCACCACUGGUUAAAGCAGCAACAGGUGAAGAAGUAUCAGCAGAGGAUCUUGGAGGGGCAGAUCUUCACUGCAGAAAAUCUGGUGUAACAGAUCAUUAUGCUUUGGAUGACAGUCAUGCACUUCAUCUAGCAAGGAAAGCUGUAAGAAGUUUAAAUCUCCAGAAGAAAAUAGAUGUGACUGUAGAACCAUCAGAAGAGCCUUUAUUUCCUGCUGAUGAAAUAUAUGGAAUAGUUGGUGACCAGCUAAAAAGAAACUUUGAUGUCAAAGAGGUUAUUGCUAGAAUUGUAGAUGGAAGUAAAUUUGAUGAAUUCAAAGCCUUGUAUGGAGAUACUUUAAUCACAGGAUUUGCAAGAAUAUUUGGUUACCCAGUAGGAAUUAUUGGAAACAAUGGAGUUCUUUUCUCAGAGUCAGCAAAAAAGGGUACACAUUUCAUCCAGUUGUGUUGCCAGAGAAAUAUUCCCAUUGUGUUUUUGCAGAAUAUUACAGGUUUCAUGGUUGGUAGAGAAUAUGAAGCUGGCGGGAUAGCAAAAGAUGGUGCCAAGAUGGUAACUGCUGUAGCUUGUGCCAGCGUACCUAAGAUAACAGUCAUUAUCGGUGGUUCUUAUGGUGCUGGAAACUACGGGAUGUGUGGAAGAGCAUACAGUCCAAGAUUUCUUUAUAUGUGGCCAAAUGCUCGCAUAUCGGUGAUGGGAGGGGAACAAGCUGCAACUGUUCUAGCUACAGUAGCAAAGGACCAAAAGGCAAGGGAGGGAAAACAGUUAUCUGAGGCAGAUGAAACAGCUUUGAAGGAGCCAAUCAUUAGGAGGUUUGAGGAGGAAGGAAACCCUUAUUAUUCCAGUGCAAGGUAACACAAAAAUGACUUUUCC